Messenger RNA from Parnassius apollo (apollo), 423 nucleotides. The record is from the annotation of a GenBank genome assembly. Lineage: Eukaryota; Metazoa; Arthropoda; Insecta; Lepidoptera; Papilionidae.
AUGUGCGAAAUAAUUCUGAAGUCUAAUAAACAAAGAAAUAACAAAAUUCGAAAACGUGAAGUAACUGAUUCAGCCCAGAAAAAACAAAGCUUUACCAAGUUCAAAGAGUUUGUGGAAGAAAAAUUAAUUCAGCACACACAAGCGUUGGAACAUCUUGUUAAAAUGGUGCAACUCAAUGAGGAUACUACAAAACAACUGCUCGAAAAUUUGAGCAAUAAUAUUGUGAAGCCAAAUUUACCUGAACAAGUAGAGGUACAUUAUCAGCAUAGACAUAGUGGUGUAGAGAAUGAGCAAUCUGAUCAUCCGGUUGUAAGACUUGGGAAAAAUAUAACAAAAUACGGGAUGUUGGUGGGCAAUAUGUUAUUGCAAGAACUAAAAAAUGAUACCGAUCCUAUACCAAUUGUCGAAAAUAAUCCUGUUUAA